UUCAGAUUCGCCCACUUGAGGGUGCUUGCGCCAGCAAACAUGCGGCUACGCUUGUUUUGUAUCGCCUUGCUGGCUGUCGCUCGUUCAGCUCUGGCUGACGAGGGAUAUAAUUAUCCCAGACCUACAAGUCCGCUUAUACCAGGUGGGCCAGGAGGAGGUCCUGGCGCAAAACCAGGAGGAGAAUUUCCAGGUACAUCCGGCGGAUAUCCAUCUGGCCCAAGCGGACCCAGAGAACCAGGAAGAACAAAUGGUUAUCCAUCUGGUCCAUCAGGACCGUCAGGAUUUCCAGGUGGACGUCCAAGCGGUACACCAGGUGGACAACAGCCUGGAUUCCCAUCCGGCCAAGGGCCUUCCGCGGGAUAUCCUCGGGAACGUCCCUCUGUUCCAUUUCCAAGUGGUGAGCCAACAGGCAGACCUGGAACAGGUCCAGGUGGGUAUCCAUCUGGCGGGCCAAGUGCACCAACCGGACCGGGUGCACGACCAGGAUUUCCAACAGGACCAAGUACUGGAUAUCCUGGUGGCAGGCCUAAUGGGCAAGCACCAGGCGAUUUUUCAGGUGGACAAAGGCCUUCCGGAUAUCCAAGUGGACAACCAGAAGGUCCUGGAUAUCCUAGUGCACGGCCAGGUGGACAAGGACCAAGUGGAGGCUAUCCAGGUGGAAGGCCUAGUGGUCCGGGAAGUGGAUAUCCUAGUGGAGGACCAAGCACUGGCUAUCCAGGAGGUGCUCAGAGACCUGGUGGUGGCCCAGGUCCUCAAAGACCAAGCGGAUAUCCAGGACCGGGUGGUCCUCAAGGACCUGGAGGUCAGCAAGGUCCAGGCGAAACAUCUACCGGAGGUUAUCCUAGUGGUAGACCAGAAGGACAGAGACCAGAAGGUUAUCCAAGUGGACCAAGCUCGCAAAGACCGGGAAGCUACCCAAGUGGCCCAAGUCCGCAAGGCCCGGGCGGCUAUCCUGCCCCAGGCCCACAAGAAGCAGAAGGAAUUUCCGGGUGGACCAAGUGCACAACAACCAGGAAGAUUUCCAGCUGGACCAGGCCACAAGAACCAGGAAGGUUUCCAGCUGGACCAGGUCCACAAGAACCAGGAAGAUUUCCAGCUGGACCAGGUCCGCAAGGACCAGAAGGUUUUCCAGGUAGACCAAGUCCGCAAGGGCCAGAAGGAUUUCCGGGUGGACCAAGUGCUGGCCAACCAGCAGGACCUGGACAGCACAGAGGACCUGGGGAAUAUUCUCAUGGUGACGAGGGAACGUACGAUGAAGGUGAUUACUCAGCUAUUCCCGGCGAGCCUGGUCGCGAUUAUCCUAUAUUAAGUGAAAUUCCGGAGACUGGUUUUCGUUGCGAUGCGCAACAAUUUCCUGGUUAUUACGCUGAUGUGGAAGCCCAGUGCCAAGUUUUUCAUGUAUGUGCCAAUAAUAGAACCUUCGACUUUCUUUGUCCAAAUGGAACGAUUUUCAAUCAGCAAUUCUUCGUCUGUGUAUGGUGGAAUCAAUUUGACUGCAGCUCCGCACCAAGUCUUUACUAUUUGAAUGAAAACCUUUAUGACUAUACUAUUAUGGGAGCACCUGCUCAAAGACCCGGCACUGAAAGACCUUCAGGACCUUCUGGACCUACUACAUACCCGGGAGGUCCUGGUCGUCCAAGUGGUCCAAGUGCAUCUGUUCCAAGUGGUCCAGGAGGUCCAGGUGGUCCAGGAGGUCCAGGUGGUCCAGGUUAUCCAGGAGGUCCAGGUGGUCCAGGUUAUCCAGGAGGUCCGCAACGUCCUGGUGGUCCAGGUUAUCCAGGAGAACCUCAAGGUCCAUCGAGACCGGGCGAAUAUCCAGGAGAACCUCAAGGCCCAUCAGGACCAAGUACAUAUCCAGGGGGACCUCAAGGCCCAUCAGGACCAAGUACAUAUCCAGGAGGACCUUCGGGUCCUUCGGGACCAGGUAGAUACCCAGGCGGACCUUCAGGCCCGUCAGGACCAACUGGACCAGGCGGUUAUCCAAGCGGUCCUCAAGGACCAACGGGUCCGGGAACUACAAACGGUUUUCCGGGACGACCGGGAGGUCCAGGACCACAAGGUCCAUCUGGUCGACCAGGACCUGCAUAUUUAGGUCCGUCAACUGGACCAUCAGGACCUCAAGGACCUCAAGGACCAAGCGGAAGACCUCAGGGACCUUCUGGUCCUUCUGGACCUUCAACAAGACCGCAAGAACCUAGCCGUCCCGGCGGUUAUCCAGGACCAGGCGGACCAUCUCCAGGAUAUCCCAGUGGCCAGCCUCAAGGACCUACUGGAUCGCAGGGCUACCCAGGUCCGGGUACACCGGGUGGUCGUCCACAAGGACCUAGUGGACCAGGCGGAUAUCCCAGCGGUAGACCAAGCGGCCCGUCAUUCCCAAGUGGACCAAGUGGACCAAGCGGACCUACUGAACCGGGUAUCGGGACGAGUUCACCGUUCCCUCCGAAGCCAGAUCGUGAGUACUUGCCACCGCGGAUCGGAUAAUUGUGAAGCUAAA
Messenger RNA from Nylanderia fulva, 2494 nucleotides. Lineage: Eukaryota; Metazoa; Arthropoda; Insecta; Hymenoptera; Formicidae. The record is from RefSeq and is a predicted model, not a curated record.